CGACGGUCGCCCGUUUCUUUAUUUUCUUUUUCUUCUCUUCCAACUGGGAGGCUGCAGGACGACGUGACGACCCAUGUAUCUCUGCUUGUGCAUAUACUAGUUCCUCUGUGAUUGCUACUGCUUUGCUAGCGAUCCAUCCAGCUUAAAGACGGUAGUACUUUGGCCGUUUUUUAUUUUUUAUUUUUUUUUAUUUUUCAUACUCAAUUUUCUCUUCUUCUUCGUAUUAUUAUUGUAUUUUAAUUAUAUCUUUUUCAAAGGUCACCGGCACAUAUUUGACGGACCAUGCUGUCUCGACUGGCUUGCCGGAAAGAUGCUUCACGUCUCCUUCUGCGGCCGUCGCAUCGACCAACGGGGCUGCUAUCAUUAACAAAGCCCCGGCUCCAUUCGCAAAUAACUCGACCGAUAUACGUAUCCAAUUCCCCUUCGACGACACCCCAAGAACAUUCCCGACGACCGUCUUUUCAAUCGAACAGGACCCUGGCAACGGCUGCUGCAGAGCAGCAGUCCGGCUUCGACCAGGACCUAUUCGACAUGUUUAAGGACCCCCCAUACUUCAAAGAACCACAAUACCAAAAUACGCCUGAUUCCGACUCCUCCAAGCAGUGGGGCUCUUAUCCCCUCUUUAAAUCCGAUCCCUUCGACCCGUCAUCGCUGGUUAUCAUGCCCGAAUUCCUCCAGACCAAACCGAAAGUCGUAAGAAAGAGCAAGGGUAUUGGGGGUGAUGAGGAGGAGAUGAUGGCAAACUUGGACGUAUCGUUGAAAGUGGGACGGUUUGAUCGAGCAGCUUCCCUGAUCAACCGACUUGGGCAAUUUCAUCCCAUCGGGUCACCAGAGUAUCUUGCCAUUCAUAACCGCUUUCUUGAGGCAAUGGUAUCCCAUAUGAUUGUGACAAGGCAGCAUACAAUGGUUCCAUCACUGCAGAGGUGGUUUGAGUUUGACAUGCCCAAUGGAGGUGUGCAGCCUGAUGCCAAUACGCUGGCGAUUAUGCUGAGGAUGGCUCUACGCAUGGUGCAUGGUCCAAGGCGGGACCGCGAGGUACGCAAAUACUGGGACAUAGUCAAGCAAAAAGGUGUUGAGGAAGAGGUGCUCGUCCACCGCUCUCUGGGUGAGCUGGAGCUUCGAGAGCUCUCGGAGAUCUGCUCUACUGAUUUCCAACGUGUGUCGAUGGACGGUGCAACACCUAUUUCGUAUGAGCCGCGCCAUGCUGUGGAGGAUGAUGUUGCUCAUGUCAAGGAGGUUGAACAGAAAGGCCUCGGGCUUUCCUCUUUAAAAAAGUCUCUCUCUCUGUUUACAAACAAUUCCGAUUUCCCCUCCCCCGAGGAAAUGAAAGACAUGGACGAGGAAAAAAUUGCGCUAUAUAAGCGUAUGAGACAGCAGCGACUGGAGGCUGAUGCCGUACAAUCAGCUCUGGACCGCUGGCGGGACGAAUUUGUAGAGCUGCAGAGUCGUGUUGGUCUCAAUGCUUCCGCUGGUGGAAAGAGGGUUGGUGCUCUCAUGAGCGAGUGGAAUGCACAACUCGUAUCUGGUAUCAAAAGAGAACUGGAGCUUAUCGCAGAAGCCGAGGCCACUCCUGUCCGCACGAGAGUGCAGGCUUCGCGUUGCGAAUAUGGGGUGUAUCUCCGAACUCUCAACCCGGAGAAGCUAGCUGCUUUUACCAUUCUUAGCACCAUGGCGAUGUUCGGUAAAAAUGGUGUGAACUGCGGUUUAAAGGUUACUUCACUUGUUUCGCAACUCGGAAAGGAGCUUCAGGACGAAAUAAUAGCGGAGAAGUCUAUACAACGAGCUUUGGAGGAGGACGGGAACCGCCGGCGUCUUAAUAUGUUAAAAGAUAUUCUUUCCAAGCGCAAGCAGAAAGCUGGUCAUAUCAAAUGGAAAGCGAUUGCUCAGAAGUUAGGGGAAGAGGAUCCAACCAUCUACUGGCCGCCAAGAGUUUCCGCGAGAGUCGGUGCGGUCUUGCUCAGCUUACUUUUCGACGCUGCGAAAGUCCCUGUUCAAACGGAAAACCCUGAGACUAAGGGGAAGACUGUCGCCAUGCAACCUGCUUUUCAUCAUUCCUAUCAAAUCCAUUGGGGAAAGCGAAUGGGACUCGUCCAUAUCAACUCCGAGGUUGUUCAAAUGAUUGUGAAGGAACCAAGUGCGGAGCUUGUAGGCCGCCACCUACCUAUGGUAUGCGAGCCGAAACCGUGGACUGGUUGGAAAGACGGUGGAUUUCACACAUAUAAAAACCCCUUAAUCCGUGUGACGCCCGGCGAGACCAUGCAACCAGAUUAUGUGAAGGCUGCAUUGGAGAAAAAUGGACUUGAUGAGAUCCGCAAGGGCUUAGAUGUACUCGGUAAGACUGGAUGGGCUGUCAACCGGCGGGUGCUCGAUGUUAUGCUCGAGGCCUGGAAUUCUGGGGAGUCUAUCGCGAACCUUGCACCUGCAAAUCCGAACCUUGAUCAUCCUCCGCGGCCAGCCCCCGAAGAGGGAGUGGAGGCGGAAAAGGCAUGGAUGAAAGCUGUGCGCGAUAUUGAGGAUAAAAGAUCUGGGAUACACUCCAACCGUUGCUUUCAAAAUUUCCAAUUGGAAGUCGCUCGCGCUUAUAGGAAUGAAACCUUCCACCUACCUCAUAACAUGGAUUUCCGUGGUCGAGCUUACCCGCUACCGCCCUAUCUUAAUCAAAUGGGUGCCGACAACAGCAGAGGUCUUCUCCUUUUUAGCGAUGCAAAGCCGCUAGGUGAGCGCGGUUUGAGAUGGCUUAAAAUUCAACUUGCAAAUCUUUAUGGGUUUGAUAAGGGUAGUUUCGCCGAACGGGAACAAUUCGUCAUGGACCACCUGGAUGAUGUAUUUGACUCGGCAGACAAUGGCCUGCACGGUAAGCGCUGGUGGCUUCAAGCGGAGGAUCCAUGGCAGUGCUUAGCAGCCUGUGUGGAAUUGGCCAGUGCACUUCGCCUUCCGGAUCCUACCAAAUAUGCGUCUCGUCUGCCUAUCCACCAGGAUGGUUCCUGCAACGGACUUCAACAUUAUGCAGCUCUUGGUGGGGAUAUCAUUGGUGCUCAGCAAGUCAAUCUUGAGCCCGCAGAUCGGCCGUCCGACGUGUAUACUGGAGUGGCGGAGUACGUUAAGGAACAAGUUUCGCGUGAAGCGGCUGAGGGAAAUCCUAUUGCGAAGAGUCUUGAUGGGAAGAUUACUCGCAAGAUAGUCAAGCAGACUGUCAUGACUAACGUAUAUGGUGUCACUUUCCAUGGAGCGAUCAAGCAAGUCUGCAAGCAAUUGGUGGACCACUAUCCUGACCUUCAAGGCGAAUGGUCAUGCGCGACUUACAUCGCCUCGAAGAUCUUUCGGGCUUUGGGGUCAAUGUUCACUGGCGCCCACGAAAUUCAAUACUGGCUUGGAGAUUGUGCAAGCCGCAUCACCCAGUCCCUGUCUCCUGAUCAAAUCGAAAUGAUUGCCAAGGCAACCAUGACGCCGAAAUCAGAAGAAGGCACUGGUAAAAUCAAAGACCCCAGUGAGCAUUUCAAAACGACUGUGAUCUGGACAACACCCCUCGGCCUGCCUGUAGUCCAGCCCUAUAGGACGAGGAAAUCUCGACGUAUCUACACCACUCUGCAGGAUAUCAGCAUCGUUGAGUCGACUUCGGAUGCCGUUAUCUCCAAGCGCAAGCAGCUUCAAGCCUUCCCACCGAACUUCAUCCACUCCCUCGACGCUACUCACAUGAUGCUGUCUGCCAAUGCCUGCAACCAGGCCGGUCUGACGUUCUCAGCCGUUCACGAUUCAUUCUGGACGCACGCAUGCGAUGUCGAUUCCAUGAACAACAUCCUGCGAGACGCAUUUGUCAAGAUGCAUUCAGAUGAUGUCAUCAAGCGACUGGCGGCUGAAUUUAAGGUUCGUUAUGGUAGAAAUCUGUUCCUAGCUAAGAUCCGACGUGGUACCGCCAUUGAAAAGCAUAUCCUCAAUUUCCGCAAGACGCAUGGCUCUAAGGGUAAAGUUCCCGAACUCAUCGAAGAGUAUCGUCGACAAACACUCCUUUCGUCGGAAGACCCGGAACUGCAGGCGCAGGGCCGGGCGAUGGAAACCGCGGCGAGUGUGUUUGAGAAGAUGAAGGGUGCGGACGAUGACCUGGCGAUUCCAAACUCUCUUGGCGAAACGGCAGUUGGCCAUGUCCCGGAUAAUGCAGAACCGUCAGAGCUGAAAAUGUCUGUGGAUAUGAACGAUCCUGCUAUCGAGAGUCUGUUCUCUAGCUUCGAUAUGCCGAAUAAUGCGGCAUCUGACUUGAAGAUGGAUGAUGGCAAGGACGGAGAAGUGGCCGAUAAAGAAGAAGUUGGCGCGAAGAAAAAGAGGAAGACAAGAGUACCAGAUACUACCUGGGUAUGGCUUCCAUUGAAUUUCCGAGACAUACCCACCAAGGGUGACUGGGAUGUGACGCGCAUCCUCAAAAGCCAGUACUUUUUCUCUUAAGCUAUUGGCAGAGCUUUACCUUACGCUACUUCAACGCAUCCGGACGGCGCAUAUUGGGUAUUUUCCUCACUGUGUCUUGAUAUUUGACGUUAUAUCUUCAUUUAAUGGGCAGAGGUCUCUUGCGUUUAAAACGGCGUUUGGUUUCUGAGGGUUGGUUAUAUUCUGUAUCAAUAUGGUCGACUGGCAUACGUCAUUCUACCCAUACAUGUAUAAAUAGUCUUGGAUAGGAGUGUCAGAUAAUAUAUGUAUUUAGGUACAUAUGUACCAGGUUUUCUCAAAGCAUCCAUUUGAUAUUCUGUGUCAGGGUGCAGGUUCAGGAAACCUCAGACAUAGGUCACAUGAUGCCAUAGGUUAUCUU
This is a messenger RNA of Monascus purpureus, 4795 nucleotides long. NCBI's taxonomy places the organism in Eukaryota, Fungi, Ascomycota, Eurotiomycetes, Eurotiales, Aspergillaceae. The record is from the annotation of a GenBank genome assembly.